AUGGAUUCUGGGCCUCUGUGGGAUGCCAACCCCACUCCCUGGGGCACCCUCUCUGCCCCCAAUGCCACAACACCCUGGUUGGGCCGGGAUGAGGAACUGGCCAAGGUGGAGAUCGGAGUCCUGGCCACUGUCCUGGUGCUGGCCACUGGGGGCAACCUGGCUGUGCUGCUGACCCUGGGCCAGCUGGGCCACAAGCGCUCCCGCAUGCACCUGUUCGUGCUGCACCUAGCCCUGACAGACCUGGCUGUGGCGCUCUUCCAGGUGCUGCCCCAGCUGCUGUGGGACAUCACCUACCGUUUCCAGGGCCCCGACCUCCUGUGCAGGACCGUCAAGUACCUGCAGGUGCUCAGCAUGUUCGCCUCCACCUACAUGCUGCUGGCCAUGACGCUGGACCGCUACCUGGCUGUCUGUCACCCCCUGCGCAGCCUCCAGCAGCCCGGCCAGUCCACCUACCUGCUCAUCGCUGCUCCCUGGCUGCUGGCCGCCAUCCUCAGCCUUCCUCAAGUCUUCAUUUUUUCCCUGCGGGAGGUGAUCCAGGGCUCAGGGGUGCUGGACUGCUGGGCAGACUUCCGCUUCCCUUGGGGGCCACGGGCCUACCUCACCUGGACCACCCUGGCUAUCUUCGUCCUGCCGGUGACCAUGCUCACAGCCUGCUACAGCCUCAUCUGCCAUGAGAUCUGUAAAAACUUAAAAGUCAAGACCCAGGCCUGGCGGGUGGGAGGAGGGGGCUGGAGGACUUGGGACAGGCCCUCACCUUCUGCCUCAGCUGCCACCACUCAGGGGCUGCCAUCUCGGGUCAGCAGCAUCAAAACCAUCUCACAGGCCAAGAUCCGAACUGUGAAGAUGACCUUUGUCAUCGUGCUGGCCUACAUCGCUUGCUGGGCUCCCUUCUUCAGUGUCCAGAUGUGGUCCGUGUGGGACGAGAAUGCCCCUGAUGAAGAUUCCACCAAUGUGGCUUUCACCAUCUCCAUGCUUCUGGGAAGCCUCAACAGCUGCUGCAACCCCUGGAUCUACAUGGGCUUCAACAGCCACCUGCUACCGCGGCCCCUGCGUCACCUUGCCUGCUGUGGGGGUCGCCAGCCCAGGAUGUGCCGGCGGCUCUCUGAUGGCAGCCUCUCGAGCCGCCACACCACGCUGCUGACCCACUCCAGCUGCCCGGCCACCCUCAGCCUUAGCCUCAGCCUAACCCUCAGCGGGAGGCCCAGACCUGAAGAGUCACCAAGGGACUUGGAGCCGGUGGAUGGGGAAGCCACUGAGGAGACCAUCAUCUUUUAG
This is a messenger RNA of Macaca mulatta (Rhesus monkey), 1275 nucleotides long. It is a transcript of the gene AVPR1B, whose product is annotated as arginine vasopressin receptor 1B. Gene Ontology annotation, molecular function: peptide binding; vasopressin receptor activity. Gene Ontology annotation, cellular component: plasma membrane. Gene Ontology annotation, biological process: regulation of systemic arterial blood pressure by vasopressin; cellular response to hormone stimulus; positive regulation of vasoconstriction. Lineage: Eukaryota; Metazoa; Chordata; Mammalia; Primates; Cercopithecidae. The record is from RefSeq and is marked provisional.